Molecule: messenger RNA, 6009 nt
Organism: Daphnia pulex (common water flea)
Lineage: Eukaryota; Metazoa; Arthropoda; Branchiopoda; Diplostraca; Daphniidae
Exons: 5
Coding region: 1-6009 (2002 amino acids)
Biological process (GO): DNA integration
Molecular function (GO): nucleic acid binding
Source: RefSeq, a predicted model, not a curated record
AUGGUUCAGCAACUGAAGGCUUCAAGGUCAGGAACUAAAGGCCACAUGACAAGAUCAAUAGGCCUGAUCAACGGAUACGCCAACAAAGUGAUGAACCAACAAGAGGCAAACAGUCUAGAGGUCCUAGAAGGAAAAUUGAAAGGUCUCUACGAGACUUACGUGAUCGCAUCAAGAGAUAUUUUGGAGAAAUUAAGAGCGAGCAAGGCGACGCAGGAGGAGCUUGAUGAGGAGCAGACCAUCACGCUCCAAACUCAAGAUGAAGUACUUGGAGCGAGAGCAAUCAUCAAGCAGAAGAAACAAGAAUGGUUGGAUGAUGAAAGAGACAGACGACUGUUAACGCUCUUCCAGGCAACAAAUCAAGCGUCCAAUCUAGCAGGCAAUCAAGCAGCCAAUCAAGCAACUAGUCGAGCACAGAUGGCGCAAAUCAUUGCCCAAAUCAUGGCGGCCAUUCCGGCACCUCCUGCACCAGUAAUCAACGUGACGGCAGCGCCAGCUCCAGCUCCAGCCGUACAGUCGACAAGAUUGCCGCAGCGACAAAUUAAGCAUUUCAGAGGGGACGUACUGGAAUGGACCCAAUUCUGGGAAUCAUUUAACGCAGCUGUCCACUCUUCAUCUCUAUCGAACGUGCAAAAAUUCGACUACCUCAAGGAGUAUUUGAAAGGUGAAGCGUAUCUCUUAGUUAACAAUCUUGAAUUAACAGAUGCGAAUUAUCAAGUCGCCAUCGACGAAUUGAAAAGGAUGUACGGGAAGACGGACGUCCUAAUCGACGCGCACUUUGCGAAACUGGAUGCCUUGCAGCCCGUAAAGGACGGGAACGACGUUCCAGCUCUGAGGAGCUUCCAGCUGAAUCUCCAAUCGCACAUCAGCGCGUUGGAAACGUUAGGAGUCCCCACAACAUCCUUUGGCGGACUCCUCGGAUCAAGAUUAAUCAAAUUAAUUCCUUCAAGGCUCCAGCUAGAGUGGGCGAAAUCGGCAACGAACAAAACCACAGACAUCGAAAUGGUCAUCAACUUCAUUGGAGAACAAAUCGAUGCAGCCGAGAGGUACAACCGGAUCAAAGGAGUGGAAAAGGAGAAACCAUCUCCAGCUCCUAAACAGCCAAAACCGGCAAAUCCACCGCCAGCAACGGCAUCACAACUGGCAGUAGGAGCCAAGGCAAGCCCAGCUCCUCAGGUUAAAUCCUCCUUAAAAACUAAAAACGUUAAAUUUAACCCAAGUUGGAUUGUAUGUGAAAGGCCCUGCAUCUUCUGCAGCGAAAUUCACUGGCCGACAAAAUGCCCAAAGGGACUGGCAGAAAGGAAGAAGAUAAUUUUUGAUCUUAAAAGGUGCGUCAAUUGCUUUGGAUCAAAGCACGAGCUGAAGGAUUGCACAUCCACCCGGAACUGCAACAAGUGCGGAGGAAGACAUCACACCUCUCUCUGCGACAAAGGAGACGUCCGAGUCUCCAACCCAACAACAGCAGCAAGCAUCGUGGCCAGCAGUCCAACUACAACAACUACAGCCUGUGCAAGCACCUUUGGACAAUUGAUGCUGAAAACGGCAACAGUUAUCAUCAGCGGCCAGAACGGUAACGAAACAAGAGCGAUUUUAUUUGCAGACGACGGGAGUCAUCGUUCCUGGGUGUUGAAAUCACUCUCAUCGCAGCUUAACAUGAAGACAGUAGCGGUGGAAAACAUCAGCACAAGAGUGUUUAAGAAAAAGGAACCCAGCAAGCCCGAAAUGACGAAAAACGUUGAAAUGCAAGUAAGGGGCACCUGGCAAGGCGCCCCAAAAGUUACAUUAAUGGCUUUAGAAUCAGAUCAUAUUGCAGAUACAGGCCCGUACGUAGGAAACGAAUUCGCAAGCAGCCUCUGGAUCCAAAACGAAAAAUUGGCCGACGACAGAUUCGAGAUGGCACACACCGAAGAGCAGCCAAUUGGAAUUUUAGUCGGAAUGGACCAGAUGUUCCAAAUCAUGUCGAAUGAAGCCGCCAUACAGAGUCCGUGCGGAUUACGAGCGUUUCAAACGAAACUCGGAAGAAUGAUUGCUGGACCAUCACAAGAAACAAAAUCGAAGACAGGAACUCAAGUGAUUCAAAAUUUAAUCUUAACGUCAAGUUAUCCGAUUCCACAGAUUACGUCAACAUUCGCGGCAAGUAGCCAAAAAAGAAAAAUCCUUUCAACUCAAGCAAACAAAACUCCAAUGGAAAAGGAGACUGGAACGGCCAGUCCCCAAACUCCGCCAAUAGGAGCGUCAUUCUCAGAUGCCCCAAACGGAUCCAGCGGAGAAGCAGAUAGCAAAUGGUUUGAGAAGGAAGAACAAGUUGCUACUAAUUUCGACCUUUCCCUUUUUUGGAAAAUAGAAAACUUCGCGAACCUUGAAGGCGCUGAUGCAGUGGAAUGGCCAGAUGGAAGAUACUGUACACCGAUCCCUUGGACUACUGACAAGUGGAGACUUCAGAAAAAUCUCCCGUUGGCCACCGGAAGAGUGGAAAGCACAAUAACAAGAUUGAGAAAAAAUCCAGGAGACUUGGUGAAUUACCACGCAGAAAUCCAAAAGCUCAUCGACAGCAAAUUCGUCGAGGAGGCGAACAUGGACUACGAAGAGCUUCACACCUAUCUCCCACAUCAUCCGAUCUUCAGAGGCGACAAAUCAACGACGAAAAUCAGACCCGUCUUUGAUGGAGCAGCAAAAACGAAAUUUGGACCAAGUCUGAACGACGUGUUGGAGACCGGACCAAAUCUCAAUCCCGAUCUCCUAUCAGUGCUAUUACGCUUCAGAAAGUACGAGAUUGCCUGGAUCGCCGACAUAGAAAAAGCCUUUCUAAACAUCGCCCUGCAGCCGGAAGACGCUGAAGCAAUCAGGUUUUUAUGGCCCAGGGAUCCAGCAGUGGCUGGAUCGCCUCUAAUUGCCUACAAGUGGAAGAGAGUGCCCUUUGGCCUUAGUUCUAGCCCCUUUCUCCUACGUGUUACAAUUAACAAACAUUUCAAAUCACUAAAGUCUCGUUUUCCAGAAACUAUUCAACAGCUGGAAGAAAGUUUGUACGUUGACGAUUACCUCGGCGGAGCAAACAAUUUAUCAAUCGCCAAGAAAAGAGUCGAUGAGACGGACGAGAUCUUUAGUGACGCCCAACUCAACAUGAGAAGCUGGGCAACCAACAACGAAGACCUCAAACAACACCUGAAGGAGAAAGGACUGUCGAAUCAAGUCGUAGGCCUACUCUCCCCAGCCUUGGACGGCCAACAGAAGGUGUUAGGAAUCCGGUGGGACACCGGAUCCGAUUCGUUCAAAUUCGACCCAGCAUCCAUCAUCCAAGCAGUGGAAGAAGUGGGAGCGGAGAUCACCAAAAGGAAGAUACUUAGUAUCUCGGCAAGGAUUUUCGAUCCAAUUGGAUUUUUAUCUCCCACUGUACUUUUAUUAAAGAUUAUUUACCAGAAGCUCUGGGAAAAGGAGAUAGGUUGGGACCAAGCAGCUCCAGCCGAUAUCCAAAAAUCUUGGAAGAUAGUGAUGACUGGUCUUGCCGAUUUCACCGAACUACAAAUUCCACGAUGGAUCGGACUAUCCGAAAAAGUCACUUCUCACGAAAUACACGUCUUCGGAGACGCUUCUGAAGCAGCGUAUGGAGCCGUAGCCUACGCCCGACUCCAAAAAGGACAAGAAGAUCCACUCAUCAUCCUACUGGCCAGCAAAACGAGAGUUGCACCUCUACCUAAGAAAAAAGUAACUUUACCGCGUUUAGAACUGCUGAGCUCACUUUUAGCUGUACGUUUAGGUGAAGUUGUAAAAAACGCGAUGCAAGUCCAGUAUUGGAGAACUAUCUACUGGUCGGACUCCUUAGUUGCACUAGGAUGGAUUAGAGGAGAGCCGAACAAAUGGAAACCAUUCGUCCGAAACCAAGUGGAGACGAUACGAAAAUUUUCACAGCCCGAGUGGUGGAGACACUGUCCAGGUCUCCAAAAUCCGGCCGAUCUUGCCUCGCGGGGAGCGCCAGCGCCAACGCUGGUAACCUCAACUCUUUGGUGGAACGGCCCGAUUUGGCUCAAAGGAGAAGAAACGGAAUGGCCAGAUUCUCCUAACGACCAAAUUCCACAAACAAUCCAGUCCGAAAUGGAAUCGGAAGCAAGGAGUACGACGGUCAGCACAACAGCAGCCAUCGCAAUUCCAACAGCCUCCGUCGACUGGAAUCUCGACAAAAUUUCCACCUGGAAUCGACUGUUAAGACGUACAGCCUGGGUCUCACGAUUCCUCAGCAGGAGUCAAAAGAAGCUCAGACCUCCCGGUCCAGAACGAAUGGAGUCGAUAAAGGCAAUUGGACCAGAUGGAAAAGGAAGUGGAAAAGUUAUCCGGAUUACAAGAUUAUCCAGAGAGGAGCUGGAUGAAGCGGAACUAACGAUCUACAGACAGCUCCAACGAGAGCGGUAUCCUAAGGCGUUUGAAUCGCUACAGUUAGACAACACAAUCCAGCCCAAGGAGAAAAUCGCUGCACUUUUUCCAAUCUGGGACGCCAGAGACCGUCUCGUUCGAAUCCAUGGGAGAGUAUCACUUGCCCUAAGAGAUAGAAACAUCGAUCCCCCAAUUUUGCUUCCUGCAUCACAUAUAGUAAUCACUUUCUUAAUUACAGACAAACACGAGUCACUACUACAUGCAGGAGCAAAAGUAACACUAUCCGAGUUAAAAGAAAAAUUCUGGAUAGUCAAGGGACGACAGCAAGUGAAAAAGACUUUGUUUACUUGUGUGGAAUGUAAAAAGCUGACAUCACCACCAUUCCAGGAAUUAGCAGCCCCUCUUCCUUUAAACCGACUCAAACAUGCACAAUCUUUUCACGUUACAGGAGUCGAUUUCGCUGGACCACUGCUGUACAAACCAGCACAGCGAAGGAAGAAAAGGAAAGCUCCACCAGGCGUCCAGGAUCCGACGCCAGCAGACGAUCCAACUGAAGAGCGAAUCGAGGAGCCACCCACGGAAGGAGACGCUCCAAUCGAAGCUCUAAUCGUAGUCACUCGAGCGGUUCACCUGGAAUUACUACCCGAUAUGACGGCGCGUUCCUUCUUACUAGCCUUCAGAAAAUUCGCAGCUAGACGAGGACCCGUCUCAGUGAUGUAUUCGGACAACGCGCAAACUUUCCGAUGUGUUGAACGAUUCCUGAGAACUAUCCAUGCCGAUCCAACCAUUCAAGAUUUCCUCGCGUCCAGAAAAACCCUUUGGAUAUUUUCCGCCAGCCUAGCGCCAUGGUGGGGAGGAUUCUGGAAACGGAUGGUGAGGAGCGUCAAGGAUCUGCUGCGACGCUCCAACGGUCCAGCCUGCCUUGACUACAUGGAACUGGAAGCGAGUCUAGCAGAAAUCGAGAGCGUAAUCAACGCCCGCCCACUCAGCUAUAUUGGGGAAGGAGCUGACGAUCCACUUCCGAUAACUCCAAACCAAUUUCUAAACAACAGACGUUCUACUCGUGCCGAUCCGGAGCCAGCCGUUAACUUGCUAGCUCCAACAUCGACCAGCAUCGUACUACAAGAGAUGGACAAGAACAGGAGGGAUUAUGUCACUGACAUCUGUGCUAGAUUUGUCGACGAUUAUCUACUCCAACUAGACAACUUCCACUCCAAGGGAAAAUCCGGAAGGAAGAUCCGCCUAGGAGAAGUCGUCGUUAUCCACGACGAAAACUCCAAACGACUCAUGUGGUCUACCGGAGUAGUGAAGGAACUGAUUCCAAGCCGCGACGGACUCAUCCGCUCUGUCACGCUCAAGGUUCCAAAUGAGCUGCGAGAAGAUCUCGCCGAAGACGUCGAAAUUGGAAAUCCGGAACCGAUCCAGGAGCCGGAAGAGGAUCCAAAUCCAACUCUGCCAGAGCCAGAAAUCGAUCUCGCUGUCGGAGACGCUACGCCAGCUCCCGAAGAACCGGAAGACGUCGUCGAAGAUGUCGAGCCGGAUGCUACGGGCUCUGGUGGGGAGCUUAAUGAAACAUAUAAAACUACCAAAAACAUAAACUUGGGAUAUAGUUCUGUUGUUAUAGCCCAGGAAUUUCUUUUCGUCUAG